This is a messenger RNA of Gigantopelta aegis, 3927 nucleotides long. Its product is annotated as ecto-NOX disulfide-thiol exchanger 2-like. Gene Ontology annotation, molecular function: RNA binding; protein-disulfide reductase activity. Gene Ontology annotation, biological process: ultradian rhythm. The coding region runs from base 18 to 2000 and encodes 660 amino acids. The record is from RefSeq and is a predicted model, not a curated record. Gene Ontology annotation, cellular component: external side of plasma membrane; plasma membrane. The transcript has 12 exons. NCBI's taxonomy places the organism in Eukaryota, Metazoa, Mollusca, Gastropoda, Neomphalida, Peltospiridae.
UUGGUCCUGUACAAUCAAUGGAUCCAGCUAGCAACAACCUGCCACUGGCAUUCAACAUGAACAAGAACAAACCUCCACUACUUCGAUAUGAUGAUGGGUCUGGGAAAGAUGACACUCCCUCCAGCACGACCACCCAGGGUGCUGACAUGCAGGGCGGGGCCAUGAUGCCAGCACAAGACAUGUAUGGAAUGAAUAUGAUGAACAUGAUGGGGCCCAGCAUGGACCCCAGCUCACAGAUGAACAUGAUGGGGCCUAACAUGGACCCAAACAUGAUGAUGAUGGGGCCCAUGGCUAUGAAUCAGUAUGGCAUGAUGGGUCCGAUGGGCACAAUGGACCCCUCCAUGAUGAACAUGACGAUGAUGGGCCCGCCCCCGGAGAGAGAAGUAAUAACCUUGAAGUCAUGUGUCCUCUACCCGCCACCACAAAACGCUGCCCCUCGCAGUGUGCGUGAGCGUCCGCCGGGCUGUCGGACUAUCUUCGUGGGUGGGCUACCGGAGACCGUCACGGAGGAGAUCCUCACAGAGGUGUUCGAGAAGUGCGGCAACAUUGUCAACCUGAGAAUCAGCAAGAAGAACUUCGCACACGUCAGGUUCGAGUUCCAGGACUCUGUGGAAAAAGCUCUCUUUAUAUCGGGUUACCGUAUGAAAAUUGAUGAUAAAGACGACAAGGCGAAUACCGGUCGCAUUCACGUGGAUUACGCCAACGCGCGCGAUGACCAGUACGAGUACGAAUGUCAGGAACGAGCGUUGAUGCGAGAAAUGCGACACCAGGAGCGGCUACAACAGGCCAUGUUGAGGCCCCCCAGUCCCCCACCCCUCACACAUUAUACAGAUUCGGAGGCGACUGUGCUUGUGGAAAAAAUUAAAGGAUGCUCAAAUGACCUGGAGUUCAUAGAUGUGUCCAACACGCUGGUGCAGUGGAUCGACCGAGGUCACUGUAACCGCCGCUCAGCUGCCGUCUUCUACAGCAUGGUGCAGUCGGUGAACUCGCACGUACGCAAACUUCUCAACGAGAAACAGCAGCUGGAGGAAGAGCUCGAGAAUAUGAAGAUACGCAUCCGCAUGCGAGUCCAGGACAUCAUCAAGCAGUUUGAUCAGAUAGAAAAAGUGUUCUCGGCCGCUCUCAGACAGAAAGCUUGGGAUCACUUCACGAAGGCUCAGAGAAAGAACAUAGACACGUGGUAUAAGCAGUGCAAGGAAAUCAUUAAAAUUCAGCAAGAUGAUUUCCUCAAAGAUCGUCAAGAAGAUGAGAUGGAUUUGUCUGAUGGAGAAGGGGAUGCAACUCCAGCAAAAAAACGCAAAGCAGACUCGGGCACUGAAUCUCUGAACAACCUGAAGGAUGAGAACGACAUUCUGCGCUGUCAGAUGGAGGCGUUUAAGAACGAGGUGGACUUUGUGAAGGAGGAGUCGAAGAGUGUGAUGGUGGAGAAAGACAAACAGAUCAAAGCCUUACAGAACGCUCUGCAGGGCAUGCAGCAGCAACUGAUAAAUUCGCAGAGGCAGAUGAAACUGUCGGAAGAAAAGGCUCUACAGAAGGAGAAGGAGCUGAGACAGAAGGAUCUGUCGUCUCACAGUCUAGACAAAGAGACCACACAGGAGAAUGGCAACGACACCGAUAAUGAAAAGACAGGUGACAACAGCUCCGAUAAGAAAGACUCGUCGACCCCGUCAGCAAGUGCCUCUCCAACUGUGAUGAUUCCCGCACUCACUCUGAUUAGCACGGACCCUAUAGUCAGCAGUUCGGGCAUCUCCCUCACGCAGAAAGAAGCCAGGAUUCUGAGUUUGGUCUGCUGUUUUCUUCACGUGCACCCGUUCGGUGCGACGAUCGACUACCUGUGGUCGUACCUGAACCAGCUGGUCUCCGUGCGUGUCCGCGAGGUGGAGGACGUACUCGACAAACUGCCUAGUCUCUUUCAGCAGGAGCUGAAGGGAUGUGGGGCACGACUCGAACGACGCUGGGUCUUCCAAGGAUACGCUGACGCCGGGAACGCAGAAUCAUGAACAACACACAGACACCAUGGCCAUACCUAGCUUAAUAUCACUAUGGAAGGGGGAGGGGAAUUUAUAUAUAUAUAUAUACAUACAGUGAAAUUCCUCUAAACCGGACACCCUCAGAACCAAGUAAAAUGUCUGGUUUUAAGAGGUAUUCGGUUUAGAGAGGCUAAGUUCUAUAUUGAUUAUUUAAAAAGGUCAGGAUUUCUGGUUUUACAGAGGGGUGGUUUUGAGAGGUUUCACUGUGUAUAUAUAUAUAUAUAUAUAUUUUUUUUUUUUUUUUUUGAAAGCAUCUCCAGUUGAACAAAAAGGUCAUUUUUAUAUUAAAAGGCUACUUUUUUGAUGAUGCUUUUCAGGUGUGCUGUUGUACCCCUCCCCACGCUAGGAACGGCCCGGAAAAAAAUUGCUACCAAAAAUGUAUUAACUUCAGUCUUGAGCAGAUUUGUGGUGUUUAUUUGGAUUGUCACUGAGCAGAAGUUACAUUUUCAUUCAUAUUUAAGGUUAUGUGUGUAACAGAAUGCAAGAAUAAUUACCGUAAAUUUGUGUGUAAAAAAAACUUGUCGUUUGUGACAAAAAAAACUGUGGGUUAAUGGAUCAUUUGUAUUGCCUUAUUUGUGCUUUAUUUAGUUGAAGUUAAUUGAUUUGCAAACAAAUAAUGCAGACAUUAAAAUAUGAAUAGCACAGUAUGUUAGUACAUGUACUUAAAAAUGGAUUGUGGUGAAGUAAAACCUUUUUAAAAGCUAGCCACAUAAAUCAAUGCAAUUGAACAUCUAAGUGAAGAUUUGAUUCUGACAAAUCAUUUUAAAAAUUGCCCCAUGUCUUGUUUAAAAACAAAAUCUGGGGCUGAAUUUACCAAGCCUGUUUUUGUAUUAUAUGCACGUAACUGGUACAUACAUUUACAGUGCUUAAACACCUGCAUUUAAGAAAAAUGGGCUCUGUAAAUUUGACCCUGAAAUUCGUUGAUGAUAAGUUAUGAUAAAUUUAUACGAUAUAGUUUUGAUACCUGCAGUAUUCUUUAACGUUCCUGCUGUAUUUUGGACACCAUUUCAAUCUACUCGAAUGUUUACAUUAUUUCAGUAGACUGGUUAGUUUUUUGUUAACCGGUAUGUGUUGAUGGCAACAUGACUUUUCUGUAAAUGUGUAACAUGUGUUUGCAGCUAUUACAAAUACUAGGAUAACGAGAAACAUUGGGAUUGCCAAAAUGGAUCAUUUAUGCAAGAAGUGUAAGGUAUCUGUGAAACAGCUGUAAUAGGCCAUAAAAAAAUAUUCUUUGCUUAAAAACUAGGGUCAGUGCCUUUAAGAAUGAUAGCUGCUGUAACUUGACCUAAUUCAGUUAUUUGAAAUUAUGAAUCAUCAUGUGUGAGGGAGACAAUUAAUAGUUAAUAAAUUAGUUGUUUUUCUUUUUCAAAUAUGGCCGCAGAAAUUUCUUUUUGAGGGACAGUUACACCUAUGUUCUCCCGUUAAUUCAGUUCAAGGGUGUGCAGAGCAUCGUGCCCCCACGCUGAGGUUCAUUUGUUCCAAUCAGAAGGAAAUAAGUGUAACAAUGUAAUUGUAGUGAAAAUAUAUUCCAUGAAAUCUAAACGCUGCUGUAGACGUUUGCAUACAACAAAAUUUGCUUCAAUCAAACAUGUUUGGUGGGAGUCAUUUCAGUCGCAGGCAUAAAAAAUCUCAUCAAAUGUACCAUUUUUUAUGCAUGCAACUAAAAGUUCACAUUGUUGCAAAGGUCUGCACCAGGCUCAAAGAGACUGUCCUGAUUUUGUGACUCUUGUAAGAUGUUUCAAGCUAGAAGAGCCUUUUUAACAACAUGGAGUAGGACGUAGCCCAGUGGUAAAGCGUUCGUCUGAUGCAUGGUCGGUCUGGAAUCAGUCCCCAUUGGUGGACCCAUUGGGCUAUUUCUCAUUCCAGAUGACUGGUAUAUCAAAGGCUGUUGUAUGUC